GUUUCUUGACGGCGCGAACGUAGCUCCCUCUCUUCGUCCAGAUCUUCCAUCUAGCUUGUCUUCGUCGGCGUGAAGUUCCUCAGCCACCAGUGAUCAGAUUCCGACCAUAGUGCUUCGCCAGAAAGAAGAUUUUGCGCGUGGAUUACUGUUCCUGCGAGUCGCAUGUUUUCUCUCGGGUUGGAGCUUCUUUCCAGCGUCGCAUCUCCAGAAUCAGGAACCCCAGAACGUGACAGAGCAGAACGCCUGAGUUCCGGGUUUGUUGAAGAUUUUUGUGGUUCGUUCAGUGAAUCUGAGUUCAUCUUGAAGCUUGAGGGAACCAUAUCGAUAACAGUUGGAGUGUUCUCUGCUGUUCCCUUGUGUGACGGCAAGGAGAAGACAAGUUUUGCCCGAGAUUUGUCUUCCUUUGCAACAUUGCUUGAACUUGACCCGGAGAUUGAGAGAACCUUUUGGGCUUUAAGAAGACAAGCUAGGUCUGCAGCAACUUGUGAGAGAAGUAUUUUAGAGAUGGAUAAUAAGAUAACAGAAGGGGAUCGAACUAUGAAAGAGCUUGCAGCACCAGAUGUGGCUUAUAAGUACUCAUGCAUCACUUAUCCAGAUUUGGCAGGAGAUUUUGAACUCAGAUCAAGACUUAUUCAUUUGCUUCCCAAAUUUCAAGGCUUAUCAGGAGAGGAUCCCAACCGCCAUCUACAUGAAUUCCAUGUGGUUUGUUCAACCAUGAAGACACAGGGGAUUUCAGAAGAAGACAUUAAGUUGAGGGCUUUUCCAUUCUCUUUGACGGGAGCAGCUAAAGACUGGUUAUAUUGCCUUCCAGCUGGAUUUAUUACAAAUUGGAUUUAUAUGAAGAAGGCCUUUUUGGAGAAAUUUUUCCCAGCUUCUAGGACUGCAACUAUCAGGAAGAGCAUUUGUGGUAUUCAACAAGUAGUGGGAGAGACUCUUUAUGAUUAUUGGGAGAGAUUCAAGAAGCUGUGUUCGAGUUGUCCACAAAAUCAAAUUAGUGACCAGCUCCUUGUUCAAUAUUUUUAUGAGGGUUUACUUCCCAUGGAUAGGAGCAUGAUAGAUGCAACAGCUGGAGGAGCUUUGGUGAAUAAGACUCCAAAUCAAGCAAGAGAGCUAAUUUCAAAUAUGGCGGAAAACUCACAGCAAUUUGGGAGUAGAGCUCUUGGUACUAGAGUGGUUAAUGAAACUCAUUUGGUUUCAACUGAACAACAAGAAAUUAGGAACAGUUUGCAAGAAUUGACUUCUCUAGUAAAGCAAAUGGCGUUGCAAAAUUCGAGUCAUGUUUCAAAUUUUCCUUUACCAAUGAUGAAGUUGUGUGGAAUUUGUGCAAGCCAGAUCACUCUUCGGAUCAUUGUCCUAAUCUACAUCAAGAUGAAUCCGUUGUAGUCAUUUCAAGACCUCAAUUUCAGCAACACAAAUAUGAUCCCAACUCUUCAACUUACAAUCCGGGAUAGUGGGAUCACCCUAAUUUGAGGUAUGGGAAUGCAUUUUAUCAGGAACAACCACAAGGGCAGAUUCAUCAACCAUAUUAUCAGCAUCAACAGAAUCAACUUUAUUACCAGAAUCAUCCAGCAAGUCAUUCACAGCAAUUUCAGCCACAUCAGCAGCCUUAAUUUUAGCAAAACUUCAGCCAAAAUCAACAAUUUCAACCAUUUCAGAAUUUCCAGCAUUCAAAUAUUGUAAGUCAGCCAUAGUUUCAGAAUUCACAAAAUCAGCACACAAAUUUCUAGCAUGUUCAGCAACCUUUGCUGCAUCAAAUCAGCACCAAUCUCAGCUUGCACUGCCUUCUUCUACAAGCCCAAGAUCAAUGCAACCUCAGCAGAACUUUAGCAGCUCAAAAAUUGAGGAUUUGAUGCAGCAAGUGCUUCAACAGCAGCAGCAGAUGAUGCAACAGCAGCAACAUCAGCAAAGGACUGAUACAACACUGCAAAAUAUUGAAAGGCAGAUUGGGCAGCUGGCUAGUAAUAUUAAUCAGAUGCAAAAUCAAGGAUCUGGACAAUUGCCUUCACAACCGACUCCAAAUCCUAAAGGAAAUGUGAGUGCAUUAACUCUUCGCAGUGGUAAAACAAUUUCAGACCCAAAUCCGAAUUUUUCAGCAGGAGCACAGCAGAAUAUUUCCAGGCCAUUUGCAUCUUCGAGUUCACAGAAUUUCCAGAAUUUUUCAGCGAAUUCAGAGCAGCCAGAUUCUGCACAGCAUGGGAGUAUUGGAGCUGAUCAGCAACAUUUUAAUCGACCUGCAACUUUAGAAUCCGAUCAAUUAGAUGGAGCAGAUUUCGGCUUGGAAUUUACUCCAACAGCAGCUUCAAAUUCAGCUCCAAAUUCAGCACAGAAUCUGGAAAAUUCUGCACAGAAUCUGGACAGCAAUAUUACCCAACAAGGAGCUGAGUCUUCCAUUCCGUUACCUUUCCCUCAAAGAAGUGUACAACCAAGAAAAGAAAUGGAGGAAGAAAAGGCUAGGGAAUAUCAAGAAUUGGUGAAAUUAUUCAGCAAGGUUGAAGUGAAUGUGCCUUUGCUUACCAUGAUCAAGCAAAUUCCAAAAUAUGCCAAAUUCCUCAAGGAUCUUUGUGUGCACAAAAAGAAAUUAAAAGGGAAUGAAUUGAUAAGUAUGGGAAAGAAUGUUUCAGCAUUACUUCAGCUAGUACCUCAGAAGUGUGAAGAUCCAGGAGUUUUCACCGUGCCUUGUGUGAUAGGAGAUUGUAUCUUUGAGGAUGCGAUGUUAGAUCUUGGAGCUUCUAUUAAUGUGAUGCCUAAAUCAGUUUUUUAGUCAUUAAGAAUUGGACCUUUGUAGCCUACAGGUGUAGUGAUUCAGUUGGCCAACCGUAGUCAAGCACACCCAGCAGAAGUGAUUGAGGAUGUAUUGGUAAAAGUGAGGGAGUUAAUUUUUCCUGCAGAUUUUUACAUCUUAGAUAUGGAGGGUGAUGUGAUUGCAAACAGGGCUCCGCUUAUUCUUGGACGUCCAUUCUUGAAGACUGCUAGAACCAAGAUAGAUGUACAUGCAGGAACUCUUUCUAUGGAGAUAGGAGACAUAGUGGUUCGUUUCAGCAUUUUUGAGGCUAUGAAGCAUCCUAGAGAGGAUCAUUCUAUACUUAGCAUGGAUAUCUCGGAGGAGUUGGAUGGCAUGGAGUUCUUGUCAGAUAUUGAUUCAGACUUAGAGGUUUCUGAUUUUGGUAUGGAGAAUGAAUUCGUUGCAUUGUUGGAAGAUAUUUUAGAUGUGGAAUCUGAUGUUAACUUAAGUGAAUGCGUAGGGGAUUGCUUAGGAGAAGCAUUACCCUUAGGAUCGCUCAGAGAGGAAGAGGUAUGUGUAGGGGAUUGCUCAGCAGCACUACCCCCAGAAUCACCUACUAUUGACCAGACACAGGAGGAAUUGAAGCCAUUACCUCAGCAUUUGAAGUAUGUCUAUUUGGGAGAGAAUCAGCAGCUACCUGUCAUCAUAGCUCAGAAUUUGGAACCGGAUCAGGAGGAACGAUUGCUAGAGAUUCUGAGACAGCAUAGGAAGGCAAUUGGAUGGACUCUGGCAGACAUUCCUGGGAUCAGUCCUUCCAUUUGUAUGCAUAAGAUUCAUUUAGAGGAGGAUGUGAGGCCAGUGAGAUAGCCACGGAGACGACUGAACCCUUUGAUAUUGGAUGUGGUAAAGAAGGAGGUGACUAGACUCUUACAGGCUGGCAUUAUUUAUCCGAUUUAUGACAGUAAAUGGGUCAGUCCCAUCCAUGUGGUUCCGAAGAAGUCAGGAGUGACAGUGGUAGCUAAUGAAGAGAACGAACUGGUGCCCACGAGAGUGAAGAAUUCUUGGAGAGUAUGUGUGGACUAUAGGAAGCUGAACCAAGCAAGCCGAAAGGAUCAUUAUCCACUUCCUUUUAUUGAUCAGAUGUUAGAGUGGCUGGCAGGUAAAUCCCAUUAUUGUUUUCUUGACAAUUAUACUGGUUAUUUUCAGAUUUGCAUCGACCUAGAGGACCAGGAGAAGACUACCUUCACCUGCCCUUUCGGUACAUUCACAUAUCGUAGGAUGUCAUUUGGACUGUGCAACGCUCCAGGUACUUUUCAGCGAUGCAUGGUGAGUACUUUUGGUGAUUUAUUAGAGCAUUGCAUGGAAGUAUUCAUGGAUGAUUUUUCUGUUUAUGGUUCUUCUUUUGAUGAAUGUUUGGAAAAUUUGUUUCGAGUUUUGAGUAGAUGUAUCGACACGGAUUUGGUUUUAAAAUUUGAAAAGUGUCACUUUAUGGUAGAGCAUGACAUUGUUUUAGGUCAUAUAGUCUCUAGGAAGGGAAUUGAAGUAGAUCCUGCUAAAGUUAGUGCUAUAUCUUCUUUAUCUUACUCCGCAUGUGUGCGGGAGGUUCGAGCUUUUCUUGGCCAUGCAGGAUUCUACAGGAGAUUUAUUAGAGAUUUCAGUAAGAUUGCUCUGUUAUUGUCUCAGCUGCUUCAGAAGGAUGUUCUGUUUGAUUUCGAUCAGAGGUGCAGAGAGGCUUUUGACAGAUUGAAGGAGGCUCUUACUUCAACACCUAUUAUCAGACCCCCAGACUGGUCCUUACCUUUCGAGUUGAUGUGUGACGCUUCAGAUUAUGCAGUGGGAGCUGUACUAGCACAGAGAGUGGAUGGAGCACCACAUGCUAUUUGCUACGCUUCCAAGACUUUGGACUCAGCUCAAGCAAACUACACAACAAUAGAAAAAGAGCUUCUUUCUAUUAUUUUUGCUUUAGAUAAAUUCAGAUCAUAUCUUCUUUGUUCUCAUGUGAUUAUUUUUUCUUAUCAUGCAGCUUUGAAGUAUCUCCUCAAGAAGCCUGAUGCAAAGCCUAGAUUAAUUAGAUGGAUGCUUCUGCUUCAAGAAUUCGACGUAGAGAUACGUGAUAGGAGUGGGAAGGAGAACUUGGUUGCCGAUCACUUGAGCAGGAUUGAAGGAGACGUGGACCAUUCAGCUAUUGAUGAUGAUUUCAGGGAUGAGCAGCUUCUACAGCUGCAGGGUGAGUCUCCAUGGUUUGGAGUACCCAGGGCGAUCAUAAGUGAUCAAGGGUCUCCUUUUGUAACAGACACAUGAAGGCUUUGCUACAUAAGUACGGGGUUACACAUAAAGUUUCUACAUCAUAUCAUCCUCAAACAAAUGGGCAAGCAGAAGUGUCUAACAGGGAGGUGAAAUCAAUUCUUGAAAAGACUGUGAGACCGGAUAGAAAGGAUUGGAGUAAGAGACUUGAAGAUGCACUAUGGGCUUAUAGGACUGCUUUCAAGACCCCUAUAGGAAUGUCUCCAUACAGGAUUGUGUAUGGAAAAGCUUGCCAUUUACCCGUGGAGAUUGAGCAUAGGGCGUAUUGGGCGGUUAAAGCAUGCAAUCUUGAUAGUGAAACGGUUGAAGAAGAAAGGAAAUUGCAACUUCAAGAACUUGAAGAGAUUAGAUUGGAAGCUUAUGAGAACUCACGGAUUUAUAAAGAAAAGACCAAGAGAUUUCAUGACAAACAAAUUGAGGUGAAAGACUUCCAAAUUGGUGACAAAGUACUUUUAUAUCGAUCUCGUCUCAAAUUGAUUAAAGGUAAGUUGAGAUCUAGAUGGGAAGGACCUUAUUGUGUUACUAAUGUUUUCUUUUAUGGAGUGGUUGAGAUCCAGGAUAUGUCUACUAGCCGGAUUUUUAAAGUUAAUGGAUAAAGGCUUAAAAAGUUUCAUGAAGGAGUUAAGGGCUUGGUGGUGGAGGAAAUGGAACAUGUUGAUGCUAUCUACCCGAGUCAGAGGGGAGUUUCACUUUAUCUUUUGUUUCUUUGCAAAUGAAUAAAUUUUUGGUGCUAGUAAUGUUCUUAUUUGUUUAGGAAAAGUGUCGGUUUCAUUUAGAAUUUUCUUGCAUAAAUAAAUUUUGAAUCUCAUUAGUAGUUUUUAUUUUUACAUAGUUAUAGUUUUGGAAUUUAGGUUUUAUGUUCAUGAUAGUUACCAUUUCUUUGAGUUUGAUAGUCUUUGUUUUAGGAAUAAAUGGUACUUCCUUCUUUUGACAUUUCUUUGUAUCAUUUUUAGGGAUUUGAAAAGGAAUGUUAAAUUUGAUUAUCAUGUUUAAAGACUUUAUGGCAUGAUUGAACUCUAGGAUUGCAAGAGGUUGAUACUAGUGAUGGAUUCUUUAUUGAUGGAAUGGUAUGAUAACUUUUAUUUACCUAGUGAGGUUUGAGCCUAUUUUAAGUGAUGCACUUGUAGCUUAUUUCACUCUAGAACUUGCUUCAAAUAUGAUUUAUACCUUUAGAUCAUUGUUGAGUCAUUUUUAUGAAACUUACUCCAUUAUCACAUUGCCCUCACAUAUUUUUGCUAUUUCUCUUGUCAUGAAUCAUCUUAUCUUUAUUCUUUUCUCAUGUUCUAUUUCUUUGGAUGUGGUUAAUUUGGAUAAUAUGUGAUGAUUUUAUUUGGCCGGGACGGACAAAUGAGUAAGUGUGGGGGAGGUGUUUAGUUUGGAAUUGGAGUUCUUUUGAGCUGGAAUCAGAAAUGUAUUAAGCUGGAAAGAGGAAGCACAGUGGCAGUUGGCUGUGUUAUAUUGUUUCGGUAAUUGAUACAUUUGAGUGUGAGAAGAUAUAUUGUGAUCAGCUUGGAAUUCUGGAAACUGAGUAGCUGUGGAAAUCUGUAGGAAUUCAGGUGCGGAGCUGAAAUCUUGUGUAUCAGUUUUAGUAUCAAAAUUAGAAUGCAAGAUUCUAAGUGAAGGAAGUUUAGUUAGAAUUUGAGAAGAUGUUGAAACAAAUGGUAUACAAUAUUUUUAUUGCAUAUGCAAACACAAGGAAUGAUGGCUUCAGAAUUUAUUCUGGGCACAAAAGAAUGCCGGAACAAUUCAGUGAGGAAAUUGAAGGAAAGGGGCAGCAAUUGAACUAAUACAGUGAGGAAAAUGCCAGGAACAAAAUUCAGAAAAAAAAUAAACAACAACAAACUAUGCAACUCUGAAUUAUCAGACUUUGAAAACCUUAGGAACUCUUAAGAUUCCAGCAGCAAUUGUUAUUUAAAUCUUGAUAGCACUCUCAAUCGACUGGAAGAAUUCUGGUAGUAGUAACUUGCUGAAAUUCUGAAUUUUCAGCAACUUCUAAGUGAUGUUAUUAGCUGAAAUAAGAUGGAAAUCAAGCUAUUUUUUGACUUAAAUGAUUGUAAAGAUCAGUGAGUUGUUGCAGCAUGAAGUGAAGCAGCAACAUCAGGUGAGGAUACUAAGUAUUAAGUUGAAAAUUUAGAGAACGGUGAAGAAGAUUGUGACAUUCUGUGAAGAUGAAGUUGAGAGCUGUUGGAGUAUUAAAAAAAAAAAUCAGCAAUGGUUUCAAGGAGAAGAAAAGCUCAGCUGAAGUGUUGAAAUUCGAAGUAACAAAUGGGACGUUAGCAUAAAUAGCCUCUACAAAAAUGCAAUUCAAUCACUGAAAUCUAGAAAUGGCAAGUCAUUUGAUAGUACUUGAAAGGCUGAAUUUUGGUGAAUGAGAGGAGUAAAAGAAGACAAUGAUAGCUCUCAAGUUGGGAAGUGAAACUCAAUUCAAUGAAGAAUAAGUGAAAAUCAAAAGGAAGGGUGCUAGAAUGACAGUAAUGAUAGUGCAGAAACACAUAUUGUGCAGAUUUGCAGGGAAAUGGCAGUUUUGUGCCAAUUUGGAAUGAGAAUUGUGAUGAGCCAGGGCUGCUGGAAAAUGGAAGGUUUUUGGAUAUGCAUUGUAAGGGUCUGUAGAGACAAUAUGAAGGUGUAUUGAAAAUUUCUUGUGGCUAAACAUGUUAGAUUGAUACAAAGUUCAGCACUAAGACAAACUGAAAUCAGAGGUUGAACACAAACUGAACUAAAUUGUAGCCUGAGUUCGGGGCUGUUUGUAGCAGGUUAAAGCUCAAAGUGAAGCUGAAAUUUCGUGCUACUGAAAAAGAUGAGGUUAAGUAUGACUGCAGUCAAGUGCGGAGAGAUGUGCAGACAAACUGAAAUCAGAGCAUCCUACUUUGGGGAAACAGAACAGUCUUGUGCCAAGGAGAAAUCUGCUGGUUAAUGUCAACUUUCUGGUUAUGCGAAUCUGAAAUGAAUGGAACUUAAACCAUCAUUGUACAUCAGCAAAUGAACUAUCUUCAAAGGUCUACUAGCUAGGGAAACUGGGCUGGAAUGACUUGAAACAAAAUCAGAAAUUGAAAGGCAGAUUCAUGUUUCUAUAGCACAGAAACUAUUAAUUAUCAGAAUUUCAAUGUGAUUUUAAGGAAUGGAUGAAACUCGGAUCAUGUGAUGAAUCAAAUCAAAGAACUACAGAUUCGAUUGAAUAUUUUGAGGAACCUGCAAUUAGAGAUUUGCAGAAACAGGAUUUUAGUGCCAAAGGAAACAAGAGGAAGAUGUGAAGAGAAAUGAAGAAAAAAAAUGGAAGGCUGUAUAAUCUGCACUAUAAAU
Zingiber officinale is the source of this 8326-nucleotide messenger RNA. RefSeq lists its product as uncharacterized. The record is from RefSeq and is a predicted model, not a curated record. The coding region runs from base 163 to 1383 and encodes 406 amino acids. The transcript is spliced from 4 exons. Lineage: Eukaryota; Viridiplantae; Streptophyta; Magnoliopsida; Zingiberales; Zingiberaceae.